Messenger RNA from Physella acuta, 1294 nucleotides. RefSeq names its product antistasin-like. NCBI's taxonomy places the organism in Eukaryota, Metazoa, Mollusca, Gastropoda, Physidae. Gene Ontology annotation, molecular function: serine-type endopeptidase inhibitor activity. The record is from RefSeq and is a predicted model, not a curated record.
CUGGUUUUCCCUAAUCAUUCUGGAAUUUGUUCUUCAACUCUAGGUUUAGCAUAUUAAGCUACUGACAAAGUGAAAAUGAAAGCUUUUACUGUUGGUGUUUUGUUUACUUGCCUCUCUUGCUGGGCUAACAUUGCUAGCUCAGCGGUCGUCUGCCCCCCACCCAUACCAUGCCCUCCCCCCCUCCCGGGCUGCAACUACGUGACGGACGAGAAUAACUGCCAGACCCAGUGCGCAAUGGUGUGCACCAGAUGUGCACCAGUUGCAUGCGACAUGUUCUGUCAGUAUGGGUUUGAACAGGACGCCAGUGGAUGCGAGCUGUGUGCGUGUAAGCCCGACCCCCUCGAGUGCCACAUGUGGAUGAAGUGUGCCAGCGGCGUCUGCCCCAACAGCUGUGGCUGUCAGCCUAACUGUCAGUAGUCCAGAUGUCAUCCUAACUGUCAGUAGUCCAGAUGUCAUCCUAACUGUCAGUAGUCCAGAUGUCACUAGUCCAGAUGUCAGUUGUCCAGAUGUCAGUAGUCCAGAUGUCAUCCUAACUGUCAGUAGUCCAGAUGUCAGUUGUCCAGAUGUCAGUAGUCCAGAUGUCAUCCUAACUGUCAGUAGUCCAGAUGUCAGUUGUCCAGAUGUCAGUAGUCCAGAUGUCAGUAGUCCAGAUGUCAGUAGUCCAGAUGUCAGUUGUCCAGAUGUCAUCCUAUCUGUCAGUAGUCCAGAUGUCGGUUGUCCAGAUGUCAGUAGUCCAGAUGUCAGUUGUCCAGAUGUCAGUAGUCCAGAUGUCAUCCUAACUGUCAGUAGUCCAGAUGUCAGUAGUCUAGAUGUCAGUUUUAUUACCAGCAUUUCACAUGUCAGCCUCGUUGUCAGUAGUCUAUAUGUCAGCAGUCCAUAUGUCAGUUAUCCAUAUGUCAGUAGUCCAGAUGUCAGUUAUCCAUAUGUCAGUAGUCCAUAUGUCAGCAAUCCAUAUGUCAGUAGUCCAUAUGUCAGUAGUCUAUAUGUCAGUAGUCCAUAUGUCAGUAGUCCAUAUGUCGGUUGUCCAUAUGUCAGUUAUUCAUAUGUCAGUAGUCCAUAUGUCAGUAGUCCAUAUGUCAGUUAUCCAUAUGUCAGUAGUCCAUAUGUCAGUAGUCCAUAUGUCAGUUGUCCAUAUGUCAGUAGUCCAUAUGUCAGCAUUGUUGUUGGUAAUACUGAACAUCACGAACUAAUUACGUUAUCGAAACACUUUAUGAAGGUAUUUUUAAUUUAGAAAAAUAUUUGAAGCAAAAAAUAAAUAGAUCUAGAAAUAAAUUGCUUUUACUAAGUUAUAAAC